Musa acuminata AAA Group (dessert banana) is the source of this 531-nucleotide messenger RNA. RefSeq names its product probable E3 ubiquitin-protein ligase ATL44. The coding region runs from base 1 to 531 and encodes 176 amino acids. The transcript has a single exon. NCBI's taxonomy places the organism in Eukaryota, Viridiplantae, Streptophyta, Magnoliopsida, Zingiberales, Musaceae. The record is from RefSeq and is a predicted model, not a curated record.
AUGGUGGCACCAUUCGAUCCAUUUUCGUCCGAUGAUGCAUCAGACAUCGCACCAUCCUUGUUUACGGUGCUAUUCUCCGACUUCCUCGUCUCCUACUUCUUCUUCAUUGCCGGCUUCGUGAUCGUGUCCAUCAUCUUCUUCUUCUACAAAGCAACGAUGAAGCACCGUGAGAGAAAAAGAAAAUGGUCCGCGGUGGCGACCAUGUUGGCAAGGAUCCCGCGGUCCCCCUACGUAGUCUCAUCUUCUUCUUCUUCUUCGUCGUCGACGACUUCUGUUUCCGUCAUCGUUCCCGAGCCAGACGUGCAGAGCUGCGCCAUCUGCCUGGAAGAGUUCGUGAAUGGGGAGGAGCUGUGGAUGCUGCCCCGGUGCAAGCAUUUGUUCCAUGGGGUGUGCAUCAAACCAUGGCUGCUCGUACGAUCAGCGACCUGCCCCGUCUGUCGGAAGCUGGUGACGCAGGGAGAAACCAGUGGUGCCGGAAGCCGCAACAACAGCAAUAACUACGACGACACGUAUCUAUUUUAUAUGAGAUAA